Molecule: messenger RNA, 642 nt
Organism: Suillus discolor
Lineage: Eukaryota; Fungi; Basidiomycota; Agaricomycetes; Boletales; Suillaceae
Exons: 5
Coding region: 1-642 (213 amino acids)
Source: RefSeq, a predicted model, not a curated record
AUGCGCGAAGUGCAGGAAUAUUUCAACUAUGUUCUGCUGGGUAGUAAAUGGGUAUUGUUGUGGUUCAGUCCUCUCUCGUUCUCAUGGGUGACACUGUCAUGCGGAGCCAAAGCGCUACUGAGUAAGGGAACUUGGUGGACAGUGGAUGGAUGCUUCCGGAUGGCUGGCACUAUAGGGCGCUCAAGCGUGGGAAAGCGCGCGCGCAUAUACAUCGUGAAGCGUGGGAAAGAGAUCAGGCGGGGGUUUAAUGAUGUCACCAGAUUUUCCACUUAUAAUGUCAAGGCACAUGGUCUUCAAGACCUGCUGAUCAUCACAGAAGCCAGACUGGUUCAGUUCUCACCUGCAAGGCCUACUAGACAGUCAUUCUUACUCAUCUGUCCAUGGAAUCAUCGUGAUCUCGAGCUGCCUGACUUUGAUGAUCUCGAGUCAUUAGGGCCUGAGCCUGGGUCUUCAUCAGAGCUUGAUAUGGGAGACCUGAGGUUGAUCGUUCGCCUUGGGCAGCCUUUUGGUGCACUUCUCCUGGUGCAGCAGUGGGGGGGAGAAUUUAAGAGAAUCACAUUGGAUAACAACAUUAUCACACAAGUGAAGGAUGUUACUUCUGUUGAUAGUAUGAUGCACGUCAGGACAUUGGAGAUAUUGUAG